AUGGUCGCUAUUCAAAAAGCUCUCGUUCCCGGUCUCUACCUCGCAUCCAAUUAUCGUGAUGUUGCUACCCCCGAGCUAGCCGCCAGAGACCAGUACAACAUUGUCAAGUACCUUGGAGGCGCUGGGCCUUAUAUUCAGUUUGAGGGCUUUGGAAUUGACACAAAUGUACCUGAACAAUGUACGGUGGAACUGGUUCAAUUGUACAUGAGACACGGCGAGAGGUUUCCUGGGUUGUCUGCUGGUCAACAGCAACAUGCUUUGGUCAAAAAACUUCAAAAUUACAACAAAACCAUUACCGGUCCAUUAUCGUUUUUGAAUGACUACACCUACUAUGUUCAAAACGAAGAAAACUACGAAUUGGAAACCACACCCUGGAACACCAAUUCUCCUUACACUGGCUACGAUACCGCAGUUAAGGCGGGCUCUGCUUUCAGAGCAAAGUACAACCACUUGUACAACGAAAACAAAACUUUACCAGUUUUCGCAGCCGCUUCUAAAAGAGUAUACGACACUGGAAACUUCUUUGUUCAAGGAUUCCUUGGUCCCGAUUAUCUGGACGAGUCGGUUGACCAUGUAGUUCUCUCGGAGGAAGAUUUUCUUGGAAUUAAUACUCUUGUACCUCGGUGGGGAUGUAAGGCUUUCAAUUCUUCGUCCAACGAUGAACUUAUAGCUCAAUUUCCUAGCAAUUAUACCCAAGAUAUCGUCAAGCGGUUGACAGAUGGUAACGACGGUUUGAAUCUUACUACUAAGGAUGUUUCUAACCUCUUUCAACUUUGUGCCUAUGAGCUCAGUGCUACUGGAUACUCUCCAUUCUGCGACAUCUUUACUCAAGACGAAUUGGUUUUGCACAGUUAUGCCAGUGAUCUUCAGUAUUACUACACCUCUGGACCUGGAGGAAACCUCACCAGAACCGUAGGGGCCAUUCAAUUGAACGCUUCUUUGGCUUUGUUGAAACAAACUGAAUCAGACAACAAAAUCUGGUUGAGUUUUACUCACGAUACUGAUAUUGAAAUUUUCCAUGCUGCUCUUGGUUUGUUUGAUCCACUUGAACCUUUACCCGUCAACGAAACCCGCUUCAGAGACAUGUACCACCAUGUGAAUGUGGUUCCCAUGGGUUCCAGAACCAUUACUGAAAAGUUAAAGUGUGGAGACGAAACCUACGUAAGAUUCAUUAUCAACGAUGCAGUUGUUCCUGUUCCAAAGUGUCAGGAUGGACCAGGCUUCUCCUGUAAGCUUUCAGAUUUUGAGAACUAUGUUGCUGAGCGUUUAAGUGGUAUCGACAUUGUGAAAGAUUGUAAGGUUCCUGACGAUGUUCCUCAAGAAUUGACGUUCUACUGGGACUACCAGUCUGGACAGUACAAUGCUACUGCCGAAAGAAUUGUGCGAUAG
Meyerozyma guilliermondii ATCC 6260 is the source of this 1389-nucleotide messenger RNA. RefSeq names its product histidine phosphatase family protein. Gene Ontology annotation, molecular function: acid phosphatase activity. The record is from RefSeq and is a predicted model, not a curated record. The transcript has a single exon. The coding region runs from base 1 to 1389 and encodes 462 amino acids. Gene Ontology annotation, cellular component: fungal-type cell wall. Lineage: Eukaryota; Fungi; Ascomycota; Pichiomycetes; Serinales; Debaryomycetaceae.